Protopolystoma xenopodis is the source of this 237-nucleotide messenger RNA. Lineage: Eukaryota; Metazoa; Platyhelminthes; Monogenea; Polystomatidea; Polystomatidae. The record is from the annotation of a GenBank genome assembly.
AUGAAAGUCCCCUUAAUCCUGUUCACAACCUGUCUGAGUUGUCCAACUCAACUUUGUCCACUGCCCAGUCCCCCGAAGCUGACUCGAGCUCCAACUCAAGAUCCUUCGAUUGUAGCUACGACUACUGAAUCGUUAGCGGUAAUUUUGCACAUUUUCUGCCCUCUGCACUGUCCUGGCGAGGCCGGUCAGAUGACCGGAUCUGGAGACAAUGCAGAUAUACCCUCUUUUAUGCGAUGA